UACUUCCGUGCAUGGAGGCUUCCGUGGCUUCCGUGGGUUUCCGUUUGUAUGUUCUGUGACUAGGCGGUUGACUAGCUCUGCAGCCAAGCACCGUAGUUUUAAGCUGCGGUCAGGCGCCAUCCUAUCGUGCAAAUCAACCUUGCUGCGUCGAAACCAUGCCUUCGAAGGCGCCCAAGCUCAUGGCUACCCUCGGCAUCGUGGGAUUGGUGCACGCCGCGAUAUCGGCGGCCCAACACCGGUCCUACCUGCGGCUCACCGAGCAGGACUUCACGGUGUUGCCGCUGGACAUCAUCUUCCAGAGCGUGCUGUGCCUGUUGAUCACCAUGUACGGCACCAUGUGCAUCGCGGGCGACUUCAAGGAAGUCCGCGCCACGGUCGAACUCGAGAGCAAGACCUUCGAGACGUUCGGAAACCGGCCGUCCUUCUACAUGUUCUGCCACCGCGGACGGGCGCUGGCUAGAAGCUAGAAGCGUGAACGGUUGGAAGAUUCGCCGCAUUUGCGAGACUCCGUCUUUCACGGCGUCUUUCGCGCUCGCUGUUGUACUGGUACGCGGAGGUGUACAGGCCGCCUGCAUUGGACGACUUUGCGUCGAAAUUUCACUCCCAGUGUACCGUAUCAACUGCGUUAUUGUGAAUGGUUACUCCGGAAGCAAAGCUUGUGCUUUUUGGCUUUUCGGUCACGUGAAUACUACGUUAGAGAGAGAGCUGUUUGGAAACGUAUUUAAGCAGGGUUUAACACAGCACUGUGGUCAACCGCGAAAAUGGUUUUGCUUGCUUGGUGACGUGUGCACACUUUGGGUUGGGAGAAGUUUUCUAGGUUGUAUGUAAUGGCACUUUGCAAAGUUUUACUGAUUGUAUAUUAAAGCACUUCACUACCGUGCU
Rhipicephalus sanguineus (brown dog tick) is the source of this 882-nucleotide messenger RNA. RefSeq names its product ER membrane protein complex subunit 5 (gene EMC5). Gene Ontology annotation, cellular component: plasma membrane; Golgi apparatus; EMC complex. The transcript has a single exon. The record is from RefSeq and is a predicted model, not a curated record. Lineage: Eukaryota; Metazoa; Arthropoda; Arachnida; Ixodida; Ixodidae. The coding region runs from base 156 to 467 and encodes 103 amino acids.